CCGCUACUCUGUAAUUAAAUAUGACACGAAUUCAUUAAUAACGAUACUAUAACAUAAACAAUCGCGUCUGUGAAGUUCGUUACAGCGGUUUUAUUGGUAAGUGAGAGCGUUUUAUAAGGCCGCAUUAAUCGUGAUGCGGUUCUAUUUGAGGUUGUGCGGUAAGUCGCGGGUCACACAAUGACAGCAGUCCUCAAGCACAACAAACCGCAGAUGUCACAGUAUUAUUAUUAUUUUCAGUAGAUUCGCAGCGUCUCGUCUGAAGCGCUUUCUGUAGUGCAACUUGUGUUUGUAUUCGAGUCCGGUUGUAGUGAUGUCAGCGGCGGCGCGUGUCGCAGCGCCGGUGAUGAUGCUGUCGCGGUUCCGCGGCGCGCUGGUCGGCUCGGUACUCGGCGACUGUAUCGGAGGAGAGUUUGAAGGCGCUGUAGAUGUGCCUCUGGAUCGAGUCCUGCAGCAUCUCUGCGCUCUGGAGGACGACACACGGGGCGACGGAAUUCUUCAGUACAGCGAUGACACCGCCAUGAUGCGAUGCGUUGCAGACUCGCUCCUCACCAGGAUGACAUUCGAUGAACGAGACAUGGCUCAAAGAUUUGCAAAGGAGUAUAGUCACUCUCCAGGGCGAGGUUACGGCUCAGGGGUCGUUCAGGUUCUGAGGAAGCUUGCGUCGCCUCAUCUGAAGGAUGUCUUCCAGCCUGCACAGGCUCAGUUUGGCGGCCGCGGAUCUUUCGGGAAUGGAGGAGCCAUGAGAGCAGUGCCCUUCGCUCUGGCCUUCAGACAUCGCACUGAUGUCCGCAAGUACUCACGGUUUGGCGCUAUGCUAACACACUCAUGCUCUUUGGGCUACAAUGGGGCAGCGCUGCAGGCCCUUGCUGUCCAUCUGUCGCUCCAGGGUGCUUUGGCUCUGCCUAAAGAUUUCAUCGACAAACUGAUCUCAGAAAUGGAAGAGCUGGAAAAAGAUGAAACAGCCAAGCAUGAUGCUAAAGCGCUAAAUUUAUCAGAGUUCCCAUAUUGCUCACGUUUACACAGAGUGAAGGAACUCAUGGACAAAACCAGCGUGAGCAUCGAGGAGGUCAUAUCUGAACUGGGGAACGGCAUUGCUGCAUUACAGUCUGUGCCCACUGCCAUCUUCUGUGUGCUGUAUUGUUUGGAGCCCCAGGACGGCCUGCCGGAGCGAUUCGGAGGACUGGAGAGGACGAUAGCCUACAGCUUGGCUCUGGGUGGCGACACCGACACCAUCGCUUGCAUGGCAGGGGCGAUCGCAGGGGCACAUUACGGCAUCGACUCCAUUCCCCUGAGCUGGCAGGUCAGCUGUGAAGGGGUGGACGAGGCUGAUGAUUUAGCAAGGCGUCUGUAUGAUCUCUACUGCCUUCCACAGCACAAUGAGGACAGGGGGAACAAUCAGCCGCACACCACAAAAACUGACUGAGCCGCUACAGUGCCACAUGCAUUAGAAAAACUUUACCUGGCACAUCGUGUCCAAAUCACCAUCAUCUGUGUUUAUAACAUUGUGAAUCUUCUCGUGCAAAACUGUUUACAAUAAAAAGAACAGAACGGUACCCUUUCAUUGGUAAAUUA
Messenger RNA from Danio aesculapii, 1572 nucleotides. It is a transcript of the gene adprs, whose product is annotated as ADP-ribosylserine hydrolase. Bases 311 to 1423 code for a protein of 370 amino acids. Gene Ontology annotation, cellular component: mitochondrion; nucleus. The record is from RefSeq and is a predicted model, not a curated record. Lineage: Eukaryota; Metazoa; Chordata; Actinopteri; Cypriniformes; Danionidae. The transcript is spliced from 6 exons.